CACUGUGAGGAAGCUGGGAAGGACAGAGGGCAGGGCAGUGCUACAAAGACCCCGCAGGUCUGGGACGUCCCUGGGGAAUUCCAAUCAGUUUUCCGGGUGCUGGGGAGUCCCCCUCGCCCCUGUGAGCAAGGUCGCAGCGGGAUUCUCACAGUGGGUCGCCGCCCUUGGCUAGCUCCAGAAGCCCAAGUCCGUGACUCGGGAGGCACAGCGAUGGCAGGCCCCCGGCACCCCGUGUCGGUAUGCACACUGGCCCUAGUGCAGACAGAGCGGCAUCAGACAUUUGCCUUCUCUGUGAGCUGGUCGGACGACAGCGACACCUUUGUGCGCAGGAGCUGGGAUGAGUUCAAGACACUCCACAAGACCCUCAAGGAAACCUUCCCGGUAGAGGCGGGCCUGCUGCGGAGAUCAGACCGCGUUCUCCCCAAGCUUCGCGACGCAUCGCUGUUGGUGCGCGGGGGGCGCACCGGUCGUGGCCUAGCGCGCCUGCGGCUGCUGGAGACCUACUCGCGGGAGUUGCUGGGGGCGGCGGAGCGCGUGUCCCGGAGCCCGGCGCUCACCGGUUUCUUUGCGCCGCAACCCCUGGACCUGGAGCCCACACUGCCACCUGGCAGUCUGGUGAUCCUGCCUGCCCCUGAAGAGCCCCCGCCCCGCCCACCGGACAGCCUCACCAUCCGUAGCCUGGAGGCUCAGAGCCUGCGCUGCCUGCAGCCUUUCAGCACCCAGGACAUGCAGGGCCGGCCUUUCCAAGCACGGGCCCAGGAGGCCCUAGACGUGCUGCUGCGACACCCCUCAGGCUGGUGGCUGGUGGCAAAUGAAGACCAGCAGACAGCAUGGUUUCCUGCUCCCUACCUGGAGGAAGCAGCCUUGGGCCAAGAGCAACAACCCCUAGGGAGUGGUGGGCCCCAAUUCUGCACUGCCCUCGCCUAUGAGAGCAGCCACGAGGAUGAACUGUCCGUGCCCGCAGGGGCGCGCGUGCGCGUGCUGGAAACAUCCGACCGCGGCUGGUGGCUGUGCAGGUUCGGCAGGCGCUCUGGUCUUCUCCCGGCCGUGCGGCUGCGACCGGAGGGCCUGGGCGCUCUCCUGAGUAGACCGGGGCUCCACCGCGAGGCCAACGGCGAGGAGAUUAGAGUGGGAGAGGCCCAAGGCGCCCCUGAGACCUCCCAGGCCGCGACCCUUCCCCCUACCGUGCCGGCCCGCCCCACGCUGAGCGCCAUUCAGAGCCGCUGCUGCACCAUCACCCGCAGGGCACUGCUGCGCAAGGACCCCCUUGAGGGUGUGUGGAAUUGCGCAGAGGGCAAGCCAAACGCUCCAGACCCCGGGGAGGACUGAUGCCAGCCACCACCAUCAGUGCUGGGGGAGGAGCAUGUGAGGGUGGGAGCCUUGGCGGGAAGGGCCAGGAAGCUAUACUCCUCCAUGGCCUGAGUAAAGCUCUUCUGACUGAUCCACA
Messenger RNA from Felis catus (domestic cat), 1447 nucleotides. RefSeq names its product NADPH oxidase organizer 1 (gene NOXO1). Gene Ontology annotation, biological process: superoxide anion generation. The transcript has 8 exons. The record is from RefSeq and is a predicted model, not a curated record. Bases 211 to 1329 code for a protein of 372 amino acids. Gene Ontology annotation, molecular function: phosphatidylinositol binding; superoxide-generating NADPH oxidase activator activity; protein binding. NCBI's taxonomy places the organism in Eukaryota, Metazoa, Chordata, Mammalia, Carnivora, Felidae.